Messenger RNA from Toxoplasma gondii ME49, 1872 nucleotides. Its product is annotated as UDP-sugar pyrophospharylase. Lineage: Eukaryota; Apicomplexa; Conoidasida; Eucoccidiorida; Sarcocystidae. Gene Ontology annotation, molecular function: UDP-N-acetylglucosamine diphosphorylase activity. The transcript has 8 exons. The coding region runs from base 1 to 1872 and encodes 623 amino acids. Gene Ontology annotation, biological process: UDP-N-acetylglucosamine biosynthetic process. The record is from RefSeq and is a predicted model, not a curated record.
AUGGCGACCCUCUGCAAAGACGAGGAAUGGCGCAGGCGCCUGGAGGAAAUGGACCAGGGUCAUCUCAUGCCUCCAGAUGCCAAGCCUGAAGAUCUGCGUCGCCUGUUCAGGCAGCUGGAGCAAGCCGACAGUUCGUAUCCUGGAGGUUUGGGCGCGUAUCUUUCUCGCGCGCGAAGUUUGUUGGCGGCUUCUCAGGCGGGGGCGAAUCCGUUUGAGGCGUUCUCUGCAUGUCAUCCGAACGGAGAGCGCGUGGAGGUGGGGUCUGCGGCCUUUGCCCGUUUAGAGGCUCUCGGCUCUGAGGAGCUGAGGAGUUGCGCCUUCGUCCUCGUUGCAGGCGGACUCGGAGAACGCCUGGGGUACAAAGGCAUCAAGAUCGGUCUGCCUUGCGAAACGAGCACAGGGAAGACGUUUGCGCAGCUUUACUGCGAGUAUCUGCUGUCGAUUCAGUCGGGUCUGGCGCGAGAAGCAGCGAGUGGCGAGGAGGAGGUGGAAGCGACAAGCGAAGGAGCAAGCGAGGAGGGAAGGGGAGAGGCGGUGAACAGUGUCUCCGCGGGGCGUUCGCCUUGCGUACCCUUGGCCAUCAUGACGUCGGAUGACACUCACGAGAAGACAGUUUCUCUGUUUGAGGAGAACGCGUUUUUCGGACUUUCGCGAAAUCAAGUGACGUUCAUGAAACAAGGCAAAGUGCCGGCGCUGCGAGACAACGAGGCGCACAUCGCGACCAGCCUCUGCGACCCAUUUGAAGUCCUCAUGAAGCCUCACGGACAUGGAGACGUACACACACUGCUCCACCAGCACGGCCUCGUCGAACGCUGGAAGCGAGAAGGAAAAAAGUGGAUCGUCUUUUUCCAAGACACAAACGCGCUGAUCUUCAGAGCUCUCCCCGCGACUCUGGGUGUGUCGAAGGAACGCGCCUUCGCGAUGAACACCGUCACGGUUCCUCGGAAACCUGCGGAGGCCAUGGGGGCGAUUUGCAAGCUGCAGAAAAAAGAUGGAUCGUCCAUCACGAUCAAUGUCGAAUAUAACGUCUUAGGUCCUCUGCUUAAGGCCGAAGGCCGGGAAGAUGGUGCGACGAGCGAAGGCUUCAGCAGCUUUCCAGGAAACACAAACGCCCUCGUCUUCAGCAUCGAGCCUUACUGCUCUGUUCUUGAGAUGACUGGAGGCACAGUUCCCGAAUUCGUCAAUCCGAAGUACAAGGAUGGUACAAAGACGAGCUUCAAAUCCCCUACGCGACUCGAGUGCAUGAUGCAAGACUUUCCACGUCUCUUCUCGCCCACUACUCCUGUGGGUUUCAUCGAGCUCGAUCGCUGGUUCUGCUACAGCUGCGUGAAGAACGACGCUGAAGACGCCAGACAGAAGGCUGUGAAAGGCAUUCCACCCGAAUGCGCUCUGUCGGGAGAGUCCGACCUCUACGCGAACAACAUGGGUCUCCUCGCUCUUGCAGCUGAGUCUGUCGGAGCGAGAGUUGAAAUUGGAGAAUCGAAGCCAGUUUGCGGAAACGGGGUGGUGUACCCUAUGGGUCCGCGCGUAGUUCUCGCUCCGUCCUGGGGGAUCUCACAGGACUGCAUGCGCCGCAGACUGCGAGGCGCUUCCAAGAUCAAACUCUCUUCCACGUCCACAUUAAUUGUCGAGGGAGACGUUUUCAUCAAACACCUCGAACUGGACGGAGCAGCCGUUCUGCGUGCUGUGCCAGGAGCGAAACUUGUGGUGGAAAGGCUGGUUGUGAGGAACGAAGGAUGGCCUUUGAAGACGGUUUCCAACAAUGAAGAAGUUCCGGCUGCGAGCGCCAUGCGGGGGUACAGGUUCGAGAAGAAAGAGACGUACAUUGCAGAAAACACACGAGUCGGAACCACACAAACAGUUCAGAACUAG